AUGCAAAAUUGGUUAACGUCCUGACUGUAUACAGAAGCUGGGUGCUUAUACUUUUUUUUUGGGAAAUCAGAAAUUGCUGAAUACUAUUUUAAUCUCGUGACUAUAAGACGAUCUGAUGUAAUUUGAAUUUUAAAUGCAUUUUAUAUCGGUUUUUUCUUUUAUGUAUAUAAAUUGAAACGCGAAAAAGCUGAAGAGGUCUUGGAAUCUUUUAAGAAGAAAUAUGCUCAUUUUUCACAUGAAGCUAAAUUUCAUCUUUAUAUGGCAGAAAUAGGCUAUAAGGUCAUUUUUAAUAUAAAAUAUGAACAAAAUGACAAAGAAUUUGAAGAACUCGGAAAUAAACUGAAAAAUAAAAAAUGAAGUGAUGAUACAUUCUUUAUGGGUCAUAUGGGCGCAGUGUUCAGAUCUUUUUGGAGCGAAGGCCAAAGCUGAAAUAAUAUAGCAGAAAUAAUAUUUAAUUGAGCAAUAGGAGGAAUGAUUGGGAAAAGUCCAUUGUUUGCUUAUACUUAUAUUGCGAAAUCUAAUUGGGAGCGAAGUCUUGGGAAUCAUGAAGUAUCGAGAGAAUAUUUGGUAAAGUCUUUGGGAAUGUUAAAAUCUGUUAUGUCGCAAAAGAAUGAUCAAGUAAAAAUGAUUGAAAACCAAUUAAUUGAGGUUGAGAAAGAAAUUGUAAAGAAAAAUAAUGAAAAAUAA
Molecule: messenger RNA, 687 nt
Organism: Blepharisma stoltei
Lineage: Eukaryota; Ciliophora; Heterotrichea; Heterotrichida; Blepharismidae
Source: the annotation of a GenBank genome assembly